Messenger RNA from Zea mays, 1919 nucleotides. Its product is annotated as endoglucanase 1. Lineage: Eukaryota; Viridiplantae; Streptophyta; Magnoliopsida; Poales; Poaceae. Gene Ontology annotation, biological process: carbohydrate metabolic process. Gene Ontology annotation, molecular function: hydrolase activity, hydrolyzing O-glycosyl compounds. The record is from RefSeq and is marked provisional.
AAGCGAGGAGGCAGUGCGGAGACGGGAGCCAGUGGCCAGUGACAGUGAGCGGCGACGUUCCAGUGUCCACUGUCCAGUAGGCGAGCGAGGAGGUGGUCCAUUGGCCGGCCAUGGCUCGUCUCCGCUGCGUCUUCGUCGUCUUCGUCCUGCUCUCGUCUGCCCUCCGCCUUCCAGGCGACGCCAUUGCCUCCCGGGGGCACCAUGGCCCCGCCGCACACGACUACAGGGACGCGCUCGUCAAGUCCAUCCUCUUCUUCGAGGGCCAGCGGUCGGGCAAGCUGCCGCCGUCGCAGCGCGUGUCCUGGCGCAGGGACUCGGGACUCUCCGACGGUCACUCCGCCAAGGUGGACCUGGUGGGCGGGUACCACGACGCUGGUGACAACGUCAAGUUCGGGUUCCCGAUGGCGUUCAGCAUGACGAUGCUGGCGUGGAGCGUGGUGGAGUUUGGCGGCCUCAUGAAGUCGGAGCUGCAGCACGCCAGGGACGCCGUCCGCUGGGGCGCCGACUACCUGCUCAAGGCCACGGCGCACCCGGACACCAUCUACGUCCAGGUCGGUGACGCGACCAAGGACCACGCGUGCUGGGAGCGGCCGGAGGACAUGGACACCCCCAGGACGGUGUACAAGGUGGACCGUGGCACCCCGGGAUCCGACGUCGCCGCCGAGACUGCCGCGGCUCUCGCCGCCGCCUCCCUCGUCUUCCGCAAGUCCGACCCGGCCUACGCCAGCCGCCUUGUCGCCAGGGCCAAGAGGGUGUUCGAGUUCGCGGACAAGCACCGCGGCUCCUACAGCACCGGGCUGGCGGCGGACGUGUGCCCGUACUACUGCUCCUACUCCGGGUACCAGGACGAGCUGCUGUGGGGCGCGGCGUGGCUCCACCGCGCCACCAAGAGCCCCUCUUACCUGAGCUACAUCCAGACGAACGGGCAGGUGCUGGGCGCGGACGAGUCGGACAACACGUUCGGGUGGGACAACAAGCACGCGGGCGCGCGGGUGCUCAUCUCCAAGUCGUUCCUGGUGCAGCGCCUGGGCGCGCUCCACGAGUACAAGGGCCACGCCGACGGCUUCAUUUGCUCCAUGGUGCCCGGCACGGCCACGGACCAGACGCAGUACACCCGGGGCGGGCUGCUGUUCAGGCUUAGCGACAGCAACAUGCAGUACGUGACGUCGAGCUCUUUCCUCCUGCUCACCUACGCCAAGUACCUGGCGUUCGCCAAGCAGACGGUGCGCUGCGGCGGCGUGGCGGUCACGCCGCAGCGGCUGCGCGCCAUCGCGCGCAGGCAGGUGGACUACCUGCUGGGGAGCAACCCGAUGGGGAUGUCCUACAUGGUGGGCUACGGCGCCAAGUACCCGCGCCGCAUCCACCACCGCGCUUCGUCGCUGCCGUCCGUGGCGGCGCACCCGGCUAGGAUCGGUUGCUCGCAGGGGUUCACCGCGCUGUACGCGGGUGGGGCCAAUCCCAACCUGCUCGUCGGUGCCGUCGUCGGGGGACCCGACAUGCAGGACAGGUUCCCCGACGAGCGGAACGACCACGAGCACUCGGAGCCGGCCACCUACAUCAACGCGCCGCUCGUCGGCGCGCUCGCCUACCUCGCGCACUCCUACGGCCAGCUCUAAGCUCCCUAGCGUUAAUUGUUGCCGUGUUGAUUGAUUGUUCGGAAAUUAGAGCAUCGCGAUUUGACGACCCCAGUGCAAGCAAAACCAAGGACGCUUCGCUUGUGGGUCUUAAUAUAUUGCCACUAGUACUCGUAGGCGUGAUUUGUUUGUUACGCGACGCCGCUGCUGGCGCACGUAUGUAAGCGCGGAGACAAACUGUGCUCCACGGCUCCACCAAGUGUACUGCUACUAAGGUUGCAGCUCGCAACUCUAUCUGAUGCUAUCUACUGUUUUGUUUAAUUACAUCCACGAACCUAUCCGCCA